Pollicipes pollicipes is the source of this 1323-nucleotide messenger RNA. Its product is annotated as 1,5-anhydro-D-fructose reductase-like. The record is from RefSeq and is a predicted model, not a curated record. The transcript has a single exon. NCBI's taxonomy places the organism in Eukaryota, Metazoa, Arthropoda, Thecostraca, Pollicipedomorpha, Pollicipedidae. The coding region runs from base 63 to 1034 and encodes 323 amino acids. Gene Ontology annotation, molecular function: oxidoreductase activity.
GGUUCCCGGGUGGCCCAGUCGCACGUGAGCCGGCACGAACCGAGGAGGCACCGCCACGCACCAUGAACACUUCGGUGACGCUCUCGGGAGGACAGCGGAUGCCGCUGCUGGGGCUGGGCUGCUGGCAGGCUCCGAGCCAGGAGGUGGCCGCCGCCGUGGAGGCCGCCCUGCUAGCCGGCUACCGGCACAUCGACACCGCUUACAACUACCUGAACGAGGACGGCGUCGGAGAGGGAAUCCGAGCCGCCCUCAAAACACGCAGGAUGACCAGGAGGGAUCUCUUCGUGGUCACCAAGCUGCCCAUGAUCGCCAUGCAGGAAGGCAAGGUGGAGAAGUACCUAAAGAAGUCGCUGAAACUGCUGGGUCUCGACUACGUCGAUCUGUACCUUGUCCAUACGCCGUUUGGGUGUGUGGAGAGAAGUGAGACGGACGUCUUUCCCUCGCAGGAUGGGAAACUGCUGAUAGAUUGUUCGACUGACCUGAUCGCCGUGUGGAAGGAAAUGGAAAAGAUGGUGAAACUUGGCCUGGCAAAAUCGAUCGGCGUAUCCAACUUCAACGCCAAGCAAGUUCUGAAGAUAGUCUCCAAUGCUGAGAUACCUCCCGCUGUGCACCAGGUGGAAUGUCACGUCUAUUUCCAGCAGCGCGCACUGCGCGAGGCGUGCAAGAAGCACAACAUUGCCAUCACAGCGUACGCUCCGCUGGGCUCCCCCGGCCGCAAGGUGCUGUACGAGAGCCGCGGCGCGACCGUGGAGCUACCGGACCUGCUGAAUAACCCGGUGGUGCGCCUGGUAGCGGAGAAGCACAAGCGGACAGCAGCGCAGGUUCUGCUGCGCUUCCUGGCCCAGCAGGACAUCAUUGUCAUCCCCAAGUCGACCAAGGCGACGCGGAUCCGUGAGAACGGAGACAUCUUCAGCUUCCAGCUUGACGAGCUGGACAUGGCGGCGCUGAGUUCGCUGGACCAGGGCGAGCCGGGUAGAACCUUCCGCAUGUCCGUGUUUCCUGGCGUCAGCGAUCAUCCGGAAGCUCCCUUCUAGGCGCCGUUUCAGGGCAUGAAGUAUCCUUUGUGACGCUGUCCCUCUGAAACGGUGGGGCUCUUCUUCGUUUUAUCUAUGUAGAGUGACUUUGUCCCAUUGUAAGAUGUCUGCGUGGUUGACUCGUGCUAUUGUUUCGCUAGUGCUCAUUUUAUUGCGAACCAUUGUGUUGGGCACGGAAUACAGUGUUCGAGGUAUCACUCGUCUAUGUGACCUAUGAAAGUUACAAUCUGUUCAUGCAAAUUACAAUAACUGCAUGCAUUGAAGCAGCGAAAACUGUUAACGAAAUGCA